CCAGACCUGUGAUGGCGGCGGGGCUAACGCUUCCCUCAGUUCCGCCCUUUCGACGGCGACAGGGGGGCGUGAAUAGGAGGGAGGCAGCGGGCGCUUUUAAAGCCACUCGUGGGGAUCCGGUGAGAAGGGCGGGCGGCGAAGACGCCUCCCCGCAGCCAACCAGGGUAGCUUGGAACUGGGCGACGAAGCCAUGAGCCGCGGCGGAGGCGGGCUGGUGAAGCUGCCGGGGACGCAGGCCUUCCGCUUGCCCGGCCGCCACGGCUACGCAGUCGAAUUCUCGCCUUACCUGCCUGGGCGUUUGGCCUGCGCUGCCUCUCAGUACUACGGGAUUGCAGGUAGUGGAACUCUGGUAGUGUUGGAACAAAAUGAAGCUGGAGUUCAUCUCUUCAGGAGUUUUGACUGGAACGACGGCUUGUUCGAUGUGACUUGGAGUGAGAACAAUGAACAUGUGUUGGUUACAUCCAGUGGGGAUGGAUCUUUACAACUCUGGGACACAGAAAACCCCAAGGGUCCACUGCAGGUUUAUAAAGAGCACACUCAGGAGGUCUACAGUGUUGACUGGAGCCAGACUAGAGGAGAACAGCUGAUCGUAUCUGGGUCAUGGGAUCAAACAGCAAAGUUGUGGGAUCCCGCAGUGGGACAAUCAGUAUGCACUUUUAAAGGCCACGAAGGUGUCGUUUAUAGUACAAUAUGGUCUCCGCACAUCCCAGGCUGCUUUGCGUCUGCCUCAGGUGACCAGACUUUAAGAAUUUGGGAUGCAAAGGCACCAAGACUCCCAGUGAUUAUUCCUGCUCACCAGGCUGAAAUUCUAAGUUGCGAUUGGUGCAAAUAUGAUCAGAACUUGCUUGUAACGGGUGCUGUUGACUGCAGCUUGAAAGGCUGGGAUUUGAGAAACAUCCGACAGCCAGUAUUCAACCUCUUUGGGCAUACUUAUGCUAUAAGAAGAGUAAAAUUUUCACCAUUCCAUGCCACUCUACUGGCUUCCUGUUCCUACGAUUUUACUGUAAGAUUCUGGGAUUUCUCCAAGCCUGACCCUCUGCUUGAGACGGUGGAACAUCAUACAGAGUUUACUUGUGGCCUGGAUUUAAGCUUGCAUCACCCGGGCCAGGUGGCAGACUGCGCUUGGGAUGAAACAGUGAAGAUCUAUCGUCCAUCUUCAGUGGUAGUUCCUGCAUAGCAACUGAUAUUCUGUAUGGAAGACAGCUGUUUCGGAAGAAAUCGCUCCCAGGGCAGGACAGAACUGUCACAAGUUGUGUUAUUUGCCUUGAUAACAGCCUUUUGUUUUAAAAAUGUGAAUUGAUGUUUUAAGUUAAGACAUACAGCUAAAAGACAAGUUAAAAAAAACUGUGAUGGGCCAGCAGAAUAAUCACAAACCAUGUGGGUGGGCAAAGCAACCAAUCAACCAGGGGAGAGAAGACACACUCCUAGACUUGUAUACUGUAUAGGGCAGAAGUAGGGAGAAAUUAGAUCUCCAGAUAUUGACUCCCAAAAUUCCUGACAAUUGACGAUGCUGGCAGGGGAUUCUGGGGGUUGAAGUCCAAAACAUCUGGAGAUCUACCUUCUGCCCACCCAUGGUAUAGGGUAUAUAGCAAGCAAUUGUGUAAAUAUUAGGUUGUUGGAAUUAUGUCCUAUAUCUACAAAUGGGGGAGGGAAUGCAAAUUGCAUUGUAAUUUGAUUAUUCAUUAUUGUUCAGAUGUAGAAUUUAUCAUACAGCAAUGUAGCAUCAAUCUGAUGUAUAUAGCAUUCAGUUGAUUUCAUUAUGGAUAAUGUUUUGGAAUUGAUGCUGCAUUAUAAUAUAGUGCUUACUGCUGAUGGACAGUAAAUGACAUAUUAUCUAACUGCUUUAGUUUGAUUCUUCCUGUUUUUACAUUUUCUUCUUUAAUCAGAAAAAAAACCCACCAAAUUGUUUCACUUUGUCUAUGACACGAACCCAGUUCAGCCCAUGUUCAGCUGUGACUGAAACAGAGUUGCCAUUGCCAACUCCAGAAAGACAAAACUGUGGUAUCUGGACAGAAUCCAGAGGGGCAUGAGGGCAAGACAGACCACAGUGGUUGAAGUGGCCACACAAAAUGUUGUGUUUAUCUAAGGUGUAUGGCUAUUCUGUGUGCUUAUAUGUCCCUCGCCACCAAGCAAUACAGCCAUAAGUGAUGCCAGUCAGAAUUUACAUAUUUCAUAGAUAGAAAAUACUGAGGCUGGAAGUUUUUCUACUCCAAGGAGAAAUCAGUGAAUCCAUGGUGGAGAACUCAAGAGUCAUGCAGACAGAUCAAGUGAGCCAAUUAGCCAUGGACUAUGGGUGGUCACAAUAUGCAUUAUAGAAGACAUUUGCUGAAACCCUGGAGAGCUGCUGCCAGUUAGUGCCGACAAUACUGGGCUGGAUAGAUCAAUGAUCUGACAAAGUAUAAGGGAGCUUCCUAUGUUCCUAAUAGUAAAGCAGUUGAGCACUUACAAAACAUUUUCUCAUUGCUUAUUUUCCAUCACCCAUAUCCCCUAGCCUUCAUACUUCAUAAAGGCACAGAAAAGGGCAACCAAAAUGAACAUGAGACUGGAGCAAUUUCCCAAUGAGGAAAGAUUGCAAUGUUUGCGGCUUUUUAGCUUUAAAAACUGGAAGGGAAUCUAUCUAUUCCUUCCCUAAAACCAUGUUCAGGGAAACAUUAUAGGAACGUUAAAGCUGUAGUUUUUCCCCAAAAUUAUUUUUGAAAAUCCAUCCCCACAAAUCCAAGUUGGAUGGGUCCUCUGCUAGAAGGACCUUUCAAGCCAAUUCUACAGAUGAAACUUCUCAUGAAGAGACCUUCUAUUUUAAAUAAUUUGUAAACAUAUAUUUUGACAGAUACAGAUUUCAACCAUUUAACUGCUACAGGAACUUUUAUUUUUCUAGCUCUGUUCCACUUCAGUUUCAAAAAAGUCAUUCAAGUAGUUUUCCAACCAGUUCGUGAAAAAGAAAGAAAAAGGUUUGGGAUUCUUGUUUGUUUGGGCUACAUUUGAUCCUAGCUCAUUUUUGAUCCUGCAUAUAUCCAGCAUUUCCUGUUAUGAUUAUAAGAUGAUCUAUUCUGAGAAGAGUUGAGGUCACUAUUUUUUAAUUACUUUUUAAUUAGUUGGGCAGAUGAAUUCCAUAAUAGUUCCAUCUGUAGCUAUACCUGCAAGCCAAAUCCUGUCCCUUAUCCAGAGACUGGGAUGCAUUGGAAUGUGCAAGAGGCUCCCCUGAUAUCAACUGAAGUGCUGAUCUAUGUGUGGAGAAGCUGUUCUGAGAGGAGGUGUUCCAUGAAGCUUCAAAACUAGAACUAAUUUCUGAAUUUGUUUACUGAGAGGUCUGUUUACUAUAUUAAAAAAACCCAAAAGUUCCAUUUUCUGUUUUUCUUGAAAGGAUCUUGCAGGAGAUUGAAGUGUCACAAACACUUGUAAAUUUAUCA
Elgaria multicarinata webbii is the source of this 3407-nucleotide messenger RNA. It is a transcript of the gene PEX7, whose product is annotated as peroxisomal biogenesis factor 7. Gene Ontology annotation, cellular component: peroxisomal matrix; cytosol. The transcript is spliced from 10 exons. Gene Ontology annotation, biological process: protein import into peroxisome matrix. Gene Ontology annotation, molecular function: protein binding. Bases 191 to 1177 code for a protein of 328 amino acids. The record is from RefSeq and is a predicted model, not a curated record. Lineage: Eukaryota; Metazoa; Chordata; Lepidosauria; Squamata; Anguidae.